Messenger RNA from Trypanosoma brucei brucei TREU927, 2163 nucleotides. RefSeq lists its product as hypothetical. Gene Ontology annotation, biological process: negative regulation of hypoxia-induced intrinsic apoptotic signaling pathway; endoplasmic reticulum unfolded protein response; cellular response to hypoxia. Gene Ontology annotation, molecular function: ATP-dependent protein folding chaperone; ATP binding. Bases 1 to 2163 code for a protein of 720 amino acids. Lineage: Eukaryota; Euglenozoa; Kinetoplastea; Trypanosomatida; Trypanosomatidae. The transcript has a single exon. Gene Ontology annotation, cellular component: endoplasmic reticulum chaperone complex. The record is from RefSeq and is a predicted model, not a curated record.
AUGAGAGUGCUUGCAAAUGAAAUCAGGCGGAUGCUUGUGGCCUUUCUUUUAACCGCAGCUUUCGGAUACGAUGUAACUUCUGCUAAUGUUAUAGGGGUUGACUUUGGCUCAGAUUACAUUGAGGUCGCAGGCCCUAUAAAUGGAGUAAACGUUGACAUAAUUUUAAACGAGCAGUCCCAUCGAAAGACAGACAAUUAUAUUGGUUUCAGGAAUGGAGAGAGAUCAAUAGGUGCUCAAGCAAAGUCUCUGGCGGCUCGCUUCCCUACCAAUAUGAUAGCGAUGAUCAAUCACCUGGUUGGUAUUACUUACAAUUCGUCUGACUUUGCGAACUUCAAAAAACUUCAAUGUGAAUUCGACCCACAUCCGGAGGAACGGGGUACGGUUGGAUUCAGAUUUGAAGACAAUAAUGACACAUACACGGCUGAGGAAAUUUAUGCCAUGAUGCUAAACUACUGCCGAAGUAUCUCUGAAAAAGCCGGUGUGCCAAACCCCCAAAAUGUGGUUAUCACCUUACCUUUUCAUUCAUCGCUGGGGAGGAGACAAACUAUUUUGGAAGCUGCGCGCUUGGUCCAUAUUAAUACGUUGGGUUUGUUGCACAGUACCACUGCCACGGCCUUAUAUUACGGUGUGCGUCGCAGAGGAUUCGGGAACAGGACCGUUCAUCUCCUUGUUUACGACAUCGGUAGCACACACACAGAAGUUGGUGUAUAUAAAUUUUCUCCACCAGUUCAAGAACAGGGGAAGAGGACGAAAAACGUCGAGAGUUUUGGAACACUAACAACGAUGGGUAUAGUUUCUGAUGCAACCUUAGGCGGUAGAGCACUGGAUUCAUGCAUUGCAAAGGGUAUCGAAGCAGAGGCUAUUUCUAAAAUGAAGAUUUCGCCGGUACUGGGUGGAUCAACGGUUUCUCAGAGAAAGGCUCAGUUUUCUUUAUUUCGGGCAGCUAAGAGGGCUAGGGAGGUUCUUUCUGUUAAUAGCAAGACUCCAGUCACGGUUGAAGGUAUUGCCCCCGAUAGAGAUUUUAGCACAGAGGUUUCAAGAAAAGAAUUCGAAACAAACUGCUCCGAGUUGCUCAAACGAUUUCCUCGUGUAGCUCAGGAAGCUGUGACGAAGUCAUCUCUGACUUUGAAGGACAUUGAUGCCUUUGAAAUGAUGGGUGGCGCUUCACGAACUCCAAAAAUAAUAAGUGACCUAUCCACCUUUUGGGGGAAGGAGGUGAAUAGAACUUUAAAUUCAGACGAAGCUGCCGCAAUGGGUGCUGCAUAUUAUGCUCUUCGGCUGUCUCCACAUUAUCGCCCCCACUCAUUCCGGAUAAUUGAGCGCGUCCCAUACACGUUUUUAUUCGCAGUCAGUCCAGAGGUGAAGAACUCUUCGAACUCAAAGAGAAUGCUCGCCAACAACCCCAUCAUUGGGUCAAGAUGGAGCAUAACUGUGAAUCGCACUGAUGAUUUUUCAAUUCAACUCUUCGAUUCAGAUGCGCGUAUCGGGAACGUUAAUAUCACUGGUGUGAAAGGGGCAUUGGAAAGGCUUGGGUUCUUUCAACCCAAACUUAACCACACAAACAACAGCCACAUUAUUCGCAUUCAGGUUCGUUUCAAUGAAUCUGGCCUUUUAGAAGUUGAGGAGGCAGGCGUUUUUUACCGCUAUGCUGUGAAUGUUUCUUCGAGCACAAAAACUACCGGGGUACAGGCCGAUUCUAAUAGUUCCAACGAAAGCGGAUAUGUAGUUGAGAUGAAACGAAAAUCAGCUAGACUAUCGGCAAGGGUUACCUUUACUAACCCAGAGCCACUAUCUUAUGAGCUUUUGAAUAACUCAAGGGUUAAAAUAUUUCAGUUACUGGAAAAGGAAAGAAAGAAGCAUGAGGCAGCAACUGCAAAGAAUAAUUUGGAAACAUAUCUUUUCUGGGCAAAGACGGAGGGCAUUUUGGAGAAUACAACAGCGUUAGAACCCUAUACUCCAGAAGAAGUAAACUCAUUGAAGAAUGCAUUAGCGGAAGCGCAGGAGUGGCUGGAGGAUGGCGAUGGAAGCAAUGAAUCAUGUAGUAAAGAAGAAUAUGAAAAUAAACUUGCCACUUUGAAGGAACUUGUUAAGAAUAGCGGUAAAAACAAGAAUACAACGAACACCACAAGUGGCAGCGACGAUGCUGUCAAGGGAGACUUGUGA